CUAAUGCGGUCGCCGUCAAAAAUUGUCAAAACAAAGUGGAGAUUUUUGUUGCUGGCCAAUUUUUGCAAUUUACAGUGAAAUCUCUUGAUUUGGUUCUGUAAGCUGUGCUGAAACCACUAGUGAUAAUCCCAAUGUCUGCGAUGAAGCUGUACAAUCUGGCAAGAAGUGGCCAGCGCUUCUUGGGAGUAGCGAAUCAAUUGCGCUAUUGCUCCUCAUCAUCUGUGCCGGCUCCGUCGGCAAAUGGCAAGGGCGGCGGAAACUACACGUACGUAAACGAUAAGCCCGUAAGCAUGUCCUGGGAAGACCUCACGGAAAGGGGAGCUGCCGUAAUGUUCUGGACAGAGCUGACGCGCGGAUUUGGUGUCACGCUGGCGCACAUAUUCAAGGAACCGGCCACAAUUAAUUAUCCGUUCGAGAAGGGCCCCCUGAGUCCCAGAUUUCGUGGCGAGCACGCCCUGAGGCGCUACCCAAGUGGCGAGGAGCGCUGCAUUGCGUGCAAACUGUGCGAGGCCAUCUGUCCUGCGCAGGCCAUCACCAUCGAGGCGGAGGAGCGAGCUGAUGGGAGCAGACGAACCACGCGAUACGACAUUGACAUGACGAAGUGCAUCUACUGCGGCUUCUGCCAGGAGGCUUGUCCGGUGGAUGCGAUCGUGGAGGGGCCCAACUUCGAGUUCUCCACAGAGACCCACGAGGAGUUGCUGUACAACAAGGAGAAGCUGCUGCUCAACGGAGACAAGUGGGAGUCAGAGAUCGCCGUGAACAUUCAAGCUGACCACUUGUAUCGCUAAAGACAGCCCAAAGGACUCGCGGUAUGUAGUUUGGAGUGUUAUUUAAAUAAAUAUGUAAAAAUUUAA
Molecule: messenger RNA, 854 nt
Organism: Phlebotomus argentipes
Lineage: Eukaryota; Metazoa; Arthropoda; Insecta; Diptera; Psychodidae
Gene: ND-23
Product: NADH-ubiquinone oxidoreductase subunit 8
Exons: 2
Coding region: 132-788 (218 amino acids)
Biological process (GO): mitochondrial respiratory chain complex I assembly; mitochondrial electron transport, NADH to ubiquinone
Cellular component (GO): membrane
Molecular function (GO): 4 iron, 4 sulfur cluster binding; NADH dehydrogenase activity
Source: RefSeq, a predicted model, not a curated record